UCAUAGACGAAAACCCUAUGACUGACUGUUACGUUGUCAUGGUUGCAGAGGAAGCUUGAAGCUUGUUAGCCAAUGAACUGUAUACAGUCCGGUGGUUAGAUAUAGCUAAUGUUAGCCGUAAUCUAAAUUUGUAGCAAAUCUAGCAAAUAUUCGCUAAUUUAGCGGGAAUUCAACUAAAACCGUGGCGUCGUUUAACAAAACAGUGCUGACAGCUAAUACAAUAUUUAGCCUUUAAGAAUUUCACAUGCUACAACUAAGUUUGCAGGAUUUUCUUUAUAUAAAUUAGAUAGCCUAGCAUAGCUGGAUUGUUAAGUAAGUAGCUAUGAUGAGCCAAUUUGACUUGCACAACACUGUAGGCAAAUAGAUGCAGUGUGUCUAUUCUCUCAUCUAACGGUUGAGAUAAUGCUCUGGAGAAUUAGUGAUAGCUGCAGUACGUCACAUUUUCAACCAGAACCUGACGAAUAAAGAAGUUUGUAACUAAUUUUCGGUGAAAUGUGUCUGUUGCUUGGAGCCACUGGUGUUGGAAAAACUCUGCUUUUGAAACGGCUACAGAAUAUCCUUUGUUAACAUGUGCCAGCUAGAAAUAACACUGAAGUUUGGCUGUCGCUACUUGUUGCCACAAUACUAUCUUACGUUUCCUUGCUGACAUUAACUUAGCCAUUUACAACCUGCCAGCGAGCUGCGUUUGCUGUUGAAUAUUAUGUUACAACAUUCAUACAUACAAAUGAUUUUCGUGGAAUGCUACUUCUGAUUCAUGAUUAGUUACAAAAAAUGAUAAAAGAUGUACGUUAACUAACUAUUCUAGCCUCUCCGUGCCUUUAUGUCAUAAUGUGACGAUUGCCGGGAUCGGUGAUUUUCCUCCUUAACGGGCUGAAUUCACAGCUCGGCUUGCGUGAUGCACCCACGGAUUUCGGCGAACCUCCGGCAACACUGCCCACUGUGGGCACCAAUCUGACAGACCUGACCCUGAGGAAGAGGAAGGUGACGGUGAGGGAGCUUGGGGGUUGUAUGGGGCCCAUCUGGCCCAGCUACUACACUGACUGCUCCUGUGUCAUUUUCAUGGUGGAUUCUGCAAACAUCCACCAAGUGGCGUCGUCCUGCAUCCAGCUGCUGUCUGUCCUGUCCGCAGAGCCGCUCCGCUCUGCCUCCGUCCUUGUGCUCUUCAACAAAACGGACUUACCCUGCUCCAUGGGACUCAUGGAAAUGAAGUCACUCUUCAGAAUGGAUGACAUCAUCGCUUCAGCCUCCCAGCCAAUCACUGUACUCGAGCUGAGUGCGCGCUCUGGGCAGGGCCUUCUGGACGUGCUGCACUGGCUGGAUUCCACCCUUAAAGAAUGACAUCACCGCUCUUCAUUCAAGAAGUGCCAUCACCCAGUAGUGACAUCACUGUUCUUCCUGUCAGGAUAUGGCAUCAUCCUUCCAGCAUAGAGUGACACCGCCCCUUCCUUCUGCCAGAAAGAGUUGUUUUUUCAUGUUCUGUACAGAAAGGCAAGUCACAGCAAGGCCAUGCAACACCAAAACCCCUUGCUGCACCCAGAUUAUUGACAAGCUGACAUGGUACUGACCUUCAAAAACCCGAAUGACUUCCUAUGAGUCUAUGGGAUAGGAAACAUGAAUUCUCCUCCUGGCUUUGUUCUGUGAUCCUGUGCUACGCUUCAAUUCCAGACCCUGAGCAAGACUACCAUAGACAUGUAUAUAUAUAACAAAACUGGAAAACACACCCUCAGCCAACCUAUGCUGUGAAGCAGCUGGAAGUGAGCCUGUACUGUGCAUACUUCUACUGUGUCUGCAAAACAGUAGAGCUGCCCAAUGAGCAAUAUCAGGCUUUUGAAGGCUAAACAAAAUGUCCCUGAUAGUAUUUUGAAGCUUGAUUUACCAUUGUUUUAUGGACACAAAUCGUGGAUUAAAAUAUGAGGUUUUUA
Molecule: messenger RNA, 1922 nt
Organism: Anguilla rostrata (American eel)
Lineage: Eukaryota; Metazoa; Chordata; Actinopteri; Anguilliformes; Anguillidae
Gene: arl16
Product: ADP-ribosylation factor-like 16
Exons: 4
Coding region: 1009-1338 (109 amino acids)
Molecular function (GO): GTP binding; GTPase activity
Source: RefSeq, a predicted model, not a curated record